AUGAAAAAAAAGGGGAAUAGCACGGAUUUUGAAGGUAUUAAAGAUGAAGUGGUUUUAGCGAGACACAAAAAUAGUUUGAUAGGAUUAUCUACCAUGAUUUCAGGUUUGAGAAAACUUACGAUUGCUUUGACUGUAGUCAUCACGAUUUUUGGUGUAUAUUUUAUGUUCAAUGGAGCUGAUUUUUAUAAUCAUUUUCAUCAUCUACCAGAGAAGAAAGCUGAACAGACCGUUGUCCAUUAUAAAAUCAAACCACGGAAACGCAUAGUUUAUAAUUCUCCUAAACCAAAUGGAUGUCGACUUCAGGUCAAUAGAAUUCACUGUUUACAAAAUCUCCAGAAUCAAAUUGGAUUCAAACAGUGUAGAAAUCCAGCAUGUUCUUGUUUUCCGCUGGAAAUCUUUGAAAAACAAACACCAUCCACUCUAUUGGGAACAUUUCCUCCCAUAACAGAACCUAUGUUACCCAUCGAAAAGGAACUUCAAGACGUUGAGCCUCUGAUGGAUAUAGAAGAAACGUCGAGUGCCACUCUUUCAAAUUUGGUUCUAUUAGAUUCUUCCAAAAUCGUUAAUGUCGGUGAUAUCAUCAACGUUAGAGUCGACGCGAAGGACGGAGCGAGACGACAGCGGACCGUCGGUGCCGAUUUCGUUCAAGUAUGGAUGCGAUCUGUUAAUGGGCCAAAGCAAGCAAGUAGUGCGGAAGUAGUCGACCUGAAAAACGGAAGUUACAUAGCUACAUUAAGAGCAUUAUGGGAAGGAGAUUCUAUAAUCGUAGGAGCCUUGCCUUUUACAAGGGAGGAAAACGCUUUCUAUAUUCAAAUGGGACGAGAAUACAGAUCUUUCAAUUUUUAUGUUGGACAAUUUAGGAAAGAGGAACUGGAGGAAUUUACUCUCUGUUCUGUGUUCUCUGUUAUCCCUGGAUAUAAUCUCCCCUGUAAUUUCACAGAAAUUAAUUAUGGUUUCGAAUGGUAUUGUGGAAAACCGGUCAAUGUAAACCUGACGUGUAAUGAUUUUGUUUUCGCUAAAGACUACGAUUUCGUUAAUAUUCCACUCACUUUAGCUCUGUACAACACUUUUGUCAGAUCUAACAGAAAGAUCAUGAUUCCAUCACGGAUCAAGUUAAAAAUAGAGUCAGGUCGUACAUCCCAGCCUCAAACAAACAGGAUUGACUGUACCGAGUUACCCCGUCGUGAGACCUGGAAUAUGAUACAACCCACUGGAUAUUUCAACGGAAAUAAGUGGGAAAAUAUAAAAUGCCACAAUCCUGUGAACAAAUUGAACUUUUUAUCAUGUUUUAAAGACACAACAUUGAUAGUGUUUGGAGAUUCGACCAUUCGUCAGUAUUUCAGUUAUAUACGAAGUGCAUUUAAUUGUUACCAAACCACACCAACUUGGACAAAACUAGAAUGGCACCAGGUAUCCCAUUGUCACGUUCCUCAGUACAAUUUUAGCCUGACAUGGGCAGUUCAAGAACUUCCCUUUACGGAGAGUUUUAAAGCGUCAGAUGGGAAAAUAAACUUGAAACCUGCAGCUGUUUUAUUAAACGAGAUACCGAGCUCCGGGCGCAUUGUUUUCCUGAUUCAUUAUUACGUUCAUUUUAUAAGACAACAUUAUUCAUUAUUUAUUGACAGGAUUCGAUCUCUAAAAACUCCAAUCCGAAAUGCCUUAAAGAGAAAUAAGGAAAUACAUAUAGCAAUCAAAUCACCUCACGUAUUUUAUGUGUCUAUCUGCCCAACGCAGUUCAGUAUAUUUCAAGGUAAACUUUAUAUGGAUAUAUUAAAAAGAGAACUGGCCGAAUUUCAUGAUAAAGUGUGGUUUUUAAACAUCUGGGACAUGAGUACAGCGUCCGAAAAUUACGACAUUCACCCGCCCGCAGAAUUUGUGUGGGAAAAUUUGCGGUUAUUGGCAGGUCAUGUGUGUAAUAAAUGA
Lottia gigantea (owl limpet) is the source of this 1923-nucleotide messenger RNA. RefSeq lists its product as hypothetical. The record is from RefSeq and is a predicted model, not a curated record. NCBI's taxonomy places the organism in Eukaryota, Metazoa, Mollusca, Gastropoda, Lottiidae. Bases 1 to 1923 code for a protein of 640 amino acids. The transcript has 6 exons.